UUACAGAGAAAUGAAAACUUAAACGAGCCUGAAGCAGGAAGCGAGGAGCUUAUUCAGGCAGAUAAGAAGAGCAAUGAAGAUGAAGCUGGUUUAUGUUCCCAUGGUGAUGGCACUGGUCGUUACGACUACUGGAGUCCCAUCAACUACAACAACAACUACAAAACGAACUACAACACCAACUACAACACCUACAACAGCAUGGACCACAAAAGGACCUCAUGGACUAAAUUUAAUUGGGAAAAUGUUCACUUUGCCUUGUGACAGUGGAGGAAUAUCCUUCUAUUCCUCUGAUCUACCUCCUUCUACUACCCCCUGGGCCACCUCCCCUCCGUGGACCACAGCACCUCCUACUAGAGGUGUGUCUGUGUGUCUGCGAUACCUCACAGACUACGUGCAAAUUUCAAGGCCUGUGAUCUUCACACUCAGAUCAUCCUCAAGUUCUCCUAUAAGUCUGAAGAGCAGUUCAGGUUUUUCGUAUGGACUGUCCUUUAAUUACUACCCCAACCUGGAGUUUAAACCUAACAUAAGGUUCUGGUCUAACAUUGGACCGGACAUCUGGACCGGACUCUGUCUCAAUGUGGACACCGUGAAGAAUGUGGCCCAGGUGUUUAGCGGCCCAAACAUUAGCAUCAGAAAGAUUCUGCCUAUUCGGUAUGUGUGGUCGGGUCAGCCUGUGAUUGAUUUCUCAGGUUUUGAUGGUCAGGUGACAGACGUCCAAAUCUGGGAUUAUCCUCUCCACUACAGAGAAAUCUACAACUACAUGGUCAGCGGCGUCUACGGGCCACAUCGUGGCUCCAUCCUCACCUGGUCCUCCAUCAGCUACUCUCCCAGAGGAAACGUCGUAAUGGAGGAUGUGUAUGAGCAGCAGUCAAAACAGUCACUCAGCAGCGGCGGCAGCAGGGAGAGGGGGCGUCAUCUAAAGGGAAAGAAGAAGACCAGAAAGUUUUGGAACCUCGAGGAAAAGAAAGCGAGAAAGAGACAGCGGAUGUAAUGAAACAUACAACGGCUUAUGUACGAAAUGCUGUAAUCUCUGUUCUUCAUUUAAUAAGACAAAACUAACAACAAUCAGUUAUUAAUAGUAAAUGAAGUGUAAACUGAUUUAUGUGAUUGUGAAGGUUUUUAAUUAGGAAACUGACGGGGUCAGUGCUUCUGUAGAAUAUCCUGUAUGGUUGAUGGAUGAUCAACAAACUACAGUAAACUGAAAUAUGUAGGCUGCACUGAUUGAUUUACAAGACAUCUUUGACUUAUGUUGAUCUCUUUUUACUUGUUUGUUUCCUUUAUUUUAUAUGUUAUUAAAAACAAACAAACAAUAAAACAAUAAAA
This is a messenger RNA of Larimichthys crocea (large yellow croaker), 1323 nucleotides long. RefSeq lists its product as uncharacterized. NCBI's taxonomy places the organism in Eukaryota, Metazoa, Chordata, Actinopteri, Sciaenidae. Bases 74 to 991 code for a protein of 305 amino acids. The record is from RefSeq and is a predicted model, not a curated record. The transcript is spliced from 5 exons.